UGCGUCAUGAUACUCGUCAAUUGUCGACAAGGCCAGGAUGGAGACCGAGAUGCGGAGCGAGGGUACGCAAGAGAAGGGUGUAGCCGCCAAAGAAAUGGAGGAUCCGUCAGACUACUAGAGCGUAUAAAGGGGAGAGUGAGCGAGCAGGGCAAGACAUCUGACUCACCGUCUCUCCCAUUUCUCCAACGAUGCAGCGCGCCCUCGCUCUUGCCCUCCCGCUCACCCUCGCAUCCUACGCUGCGGCGUCUGUCGCAGGCCCUGUCAUAAACUCAGACUUCCCUGAUCCUUCGAUCCUUAAGACCAGCGGUGGGACGUACGCCUACGCCACCAACGGCGCAGGCUACAACAUCCAGGUUGCCACUUCGCCCGAUGGAGGCAACACCUGGAGCCUUCUUGCCCAGGAUGCUCUUCCUGACGUUGGUUCCUGGGCCCAGGGCAACAACGGGAACACCUGGGCGCCCGAUGUGAUCGACCGAGGAGACGGUACCUUCGUUAUGUACUACGCCGCAUUGAACCCAACGGAAAACACUCACUGUGUUGGUGCGGCCACCUCCACGAACCCCGAAGGGCCGUUCAACCCCGAGUCCGAUCCCAUCGCCUGCAAUACUUCCCAAGGCGGUGCCAUCGAUCCUGCGGGCUUCCAAGACACGGAUGGCACGCGUUAUGUCGUGUACAAGGUCGACGGCAACAACCUUGGAGGUGGCGGAUCGUGCGGAAACGGCGACGGGAGCCACUCGACGCCUCUCAUGCUUCAGCCGAUGCAGAGCGACGGCGUCACGCCCAAUGGCGAUGCCGUCCAGAUCCUCGACCGUGACGCUGGAGACGGUCCCCUGAUUGAGGCGCCCAAGCUUGUCCUGGUCAACGGAGUUUAUGCGGUUUUCUUCUCGUCAAACUGCUACAACACCGACCUAUACGACGUCAGCUACGCUACGGCGUCGUCCGUCAAGGGACCCUACACCAAGGCGGGUACGCCCCUCCUCGUUACGGGCAACGACGGCCUAACCGCCCCCGGUGGCAUGACACCAACCCCCGACGGCUCGUUCGCUGUCUUCCACGCCACGUCGAACCCCAGCCCUCUCACGCGGCCAAUGUGGACUGCGCAGCUGACUUGGAACGGCAACACUGUUACUGCUGCAUAAGUGAAAGGAGGGAGUCAGAAACUUGCACUUUUCUAUGGAUUAUGUAUUUUGCAUAUGGUUUAGAUUCCUUGCGCUGUAAAAGUAGACAUUCAUAUUCAUCAUCCGGUUUCGAUC
This is a messenger RNA of Coniophora puteana RWD-64-598 SS2, 1253 nucleotides long. Its product is annotated as glycoside hydrolase family 43 protein. The record is from RefSeq and is a predicted model, not a curated record. Lineage: Eukaryota; Fungi; Basidiomycota; Agaricomycetes; Boletales; Coniophoraceae. Bases 189 to 1139 code for a protein of 316 amino acids. Gene Ontology annotation, biological process: carbohydrate metabolic process. Gene Ontology annotation, molecular function: hydrolase activity, hydrolyzing O-glycosyl compounds. The transcript is spliced from 4 exons.